Parathielavia appendiculata is the source of this 615-nucleotide messenger RNA. RefSeq lists its product as uncharacterized. The record is from RefSeq and is a predicted model, not a curated record. The coding region runs from base 1 to 615 and encodes 204 amino acids. The transcript has 3 exons. NCBI's taxonomy places the organism in Eukaryota, Fungi, Ascomycota, Sordariomycetes, Sordariales, Chaetomiaceae.
AUGGUGGUGACCUUGGCUCAGGAUGAGGUACAAACCAACCGCCUUGCGAGCGCCGAGAAGCAACGGCCUGGUUGUGGGAACUGUCUUGAAGGACGGAACAACUCGCCGUCUGCGAGAAAGACCGCUUGGUAUCACCGCGUGUCUCUAUCUCUUGUGCGACUGGCCAAUGACAAGCGUCCAGAUGUGAGAAAGGAGGUCGAGCGAUUCAAUGUCAACGAGGCACGGCCCACCAUUAUGCGAUUGACAAGUGCAACCCCCGCCGAGGUUUCCGGCCUCAUUGAGGUGGGGCAGACGGAGCAUGAAAUCGAGGCGAACCGGUAUCGGCUGCGACAAGCACAGCGCAAAUUCAUGGAACACACUCCUGAUUUCCACGUGCGGAUGCGGCACAAUCUGGAAGAACAGGAGCCAGGAAUUAGAGGUCCAGAGACGAUGCUCGAUCAGCCCCGCGAUAACCCCAACCCCGACAUCGCCAACCUUGGCGCCGGCCGCGACAGCCUCCAAAAAUAUCAGCAGGAAGCUACAGCUUUGGCACGAGUCCUGACAGACGGAGCAUCACGGGCAUAUGACCAUAGGUUUCGCAAUGCGGGCAUCUUCGUAAAUGACGGGCGUGCUUAG